Orbilia oligospora ATCC 24927 is the source of this 1632-nucleotide messenger RNA. RefSeq lists its product as uncharacterized. The coding region runs from base 1 to 1632 and encodes 543 amino acids. NCBI's taxonomy places the organism in Eukaryota, Fungi, Ascomycota, Orbiliomycetes, Orbiliales, Orbiliaceae. The transcript is spliced from 4 exons. The record is from RefSeq and is a predicted model, not a curated record. Gene Ontology annotation, molecular function: steroid hydroxylase activity; heme binding; oxidoreductase activity, acting on paired donors, with incorporation or reduction of molecular oxygen.
AUGAAUUCUUCUAUUCCAAUUGCUGACUCGAUUCGCGAGUCUCUUUCGCUUAUUAGUGUUACACCAGGGAGCAUUGCGCUGUAUACCGCCUUGGCCGCCGUUUUACCUCUGGUGUAUACCUUCGUUACAACAAGUUUAAACGCAGGAAAUCCGACGAAAGAUGGCGAGCCACCGGUUCCGCCGUACUGGAUUCCUUUUCUGGGACAUGCAUUCAGCUUGAUGGGUAGCAUGAACAAGUUACAUAGUGGCUAUAGGAAAAUGGAUGGUCGCUUAGGAAAACCUCGUACCCUUUUCGUGUUCGGCCAGAGAAUAUAUUUUAUUACAGACCCCGCAUCCAUCCUGUCAAUGUGGCGUAAAGGGAAGACAGUUGUUUUCGAACCAUUGACCGAGUUUGUGCUGAGAAACCUCUUUGGUACAACAGAUAGUUGCAUCAAGGUUGUGUCCGUGGGUCUGCCAGGUAUCGACCAGACAGGGUUGGAGGGGCAACUUGGAUGGUCAAAGAUCAUACAUAAGUGGUAUCUUCAAGAGUUUAAUCUUGGAACAAGUGGGUUGGAAAGCUUGACAAGGCAAUUUAUUCGAGAGCUCAAUGUUGAAUUGGAGAAACAUACUGUGAACGAUUUCCACAAGGUUGAUCUCUUCGCAUGGGUCAAAGGGAUAAUGUUCCAAGCUUCGGGGCGAGCGCUUUACGGUCAUAAGCUACGGAUGGACGAUGAGUUUGUUCGUAAUUUCUGGAAAUGGGAUAGUGGUUUCCUACAGCUGGCUAGAUUGUACCCUGACUUCCUAAUUCCAGGGGUUCGAGCAGCAAGAUCUAAGGUUCUGGACGAAUUUGUUAGAUGGCGUCUGGAAGUUCAAGACUUUGCGGAGGACAUUGAUGAAGAUGUAGCUUGGGAGGAAAACCUUGGGGCCAGGUUGGUCCGAAAUCGUGUCAAAUUGAAUAGACAGGUUUUCGCAGAAGACGACCAUAUUGCACAUGCUUCGAUUCACGUGUCUCUGUUCUGGGGUCUCGAAGCAAACGCCAUACCUACAACUUGCUGGAUGAUUGCACACAUUUUGUUUACACCUGGGCUACUAGAAAAAUUGAGGAAUGAGGUCGCUUCAUGCACCGAAGAUCCAGUCAAAGGUUCUUCUUUGCCAACGUUUGAUGUUGAAAAAUUGACCAAACUUCCUCUUUUAAACGCUGUUUGGCAAGAGACACUUAGACUCGGAGUUUCAGCUCUUUCACCUCGUAUUGUUCUUGAGGACACCGAGAUUGACGGAUAUAUGUAUAAAAAGGGUGGUAUGAUACAAGGUCUCUCCUUACUUGUUCAAAUGGAGGAAGAGUACUGGGGCAAGGAUGUCAAUGAGUUUAACCCAGAUCGAUGGCUGCCUUACCCGGGCGAGGACCCGACGAUGGCCACGAAGAGAAUUCGCGAAUUUCAAUCCAAGCUUAGACCUUUUGGUGGAGGUACUACUGUGUGCCCUGGAAGACACUUCGCAUCACAAGAGAUUCAAGCGAUUGUAGCUGUUCUCGUCACGGCUUUUGAGUGGGAUACGGCGGGUGGAAAGGUUCCUGAGGUCGAUCGAGACUUCUUUGGGGCGGGUGGCUUACCUGCGAAAGGAGAUGUAAAAGUGAGGUUUAGACGACGGGUGUGA